AUGACCGUCGCUACACUGCUCGAGCAACAGGCAGACCUGCCCAGUGCGGAGAGCACCAAGUCGUACUGGCACCAAGAGCCAUCCCAGACGCUGUUGGGGCACCGAACGACACAGGAGCUCCCGGCGGCUGCGGACAUAGUUGUUGUGGGCAGCGGCAUCACGGGGGCGUUUGCGGCACGGGAGCUUGUCAAUGGCGGCAGGUCGGUGUUGAUGCUUGAGGCGAGAGAGGCGUGUUGGGGGGCCACAGGACGGAACGGCGGCCAUUGUCAACCUCUCAUCUACGCCGCCCCACCGCACAUCUCCCGCUUCGAGCUGGCCACGUAUAGAUUCUUACGAGACCUCGUCGCAGAGCACAACAUCUCCUGUGACUGGGAAACUGUUGGCGGCGUCCAUACGCUCCCAGACCGGGAGACGCUCGAUUUGGUCACCAAGCAUCUGAACCGCCUCAAGAAGGACUUCCCCGACCUCACCGACGAGGCAUCCCUCGUUACUGACCAGGACGAGCUGCAGAAGCUCCGGGUUCCAGAGGCCUUUGCUGCCGUGUACCAGCCCAGUGCUGCAAAGCUGUGGCCCUAUAAGCUCGUGGCCUGGGUGCUGGAGCGCCUCCUUGCCGAGCAUGGCCCCGAGACUUUCAACCUCCAGACAAAGACGCCCGUGGAGCGUCUUCAGCGUGUCGAUGACACCUGGGUCCUCCAUACAGCUCGUGGCCAAGUCACUGCAAAGACCGUCGUGCUGGCCACCAAUGCCUACACGUCCCGUCUACUCCCCCAGCUUAGCGGCCUGCUUGUUCCCGUCCGCGGCCAGGUCUGCGCGCUGAAGCCCCCCGCUGAUAGCCCAGCACUGGAGCAUAGCCAUGUCUGGGUGGCUCCCGGCGGCGAUGACUACCUUGUCCAACGGCCUACCGGCGAGCUGAUCCUCGGUGGCGAGCGGCUUAGCGUGGAGGAUGGCCAGGUCGGCGUCUCGCGCGAUGACGACGUCGACGCCACCGUGGGCCGCCAGCUCCGUGCCGCCAUGCAACACGCUGUGAAGCUGAAGACUCCGGGUCAGCCCGAGGACGCGACUCUCGCGGCUGCGUACGAGUGGACGGGUAUCAUGGGGUACUCGCGGGACGGGCACCCCUGGGUCGGCCGCGUCCCAACCGGGCUGGGUGGCGCCGACGGGCUCUGGAUCAGCGCCGGAUAUACUGGCCACGGCAUGCCAGUUACGGCUCGGUGCGGCAUCGCUGUGGCUGAGGAGAUACUGGGACGUUCAGGUGGCGUAGAGCUUCCUGCUGAGUUCCGCAUCGAUGCCGGGAGGGCUGAGAGGGCCCAGGGAACCGUCCUGCCAACGACAUUACUGGAGGAGAUACGGGCGUUGAUCGUCGAGUAA
Molecule: messenger RNA, 1368 nt
Organism: Ilyonectria robusta
Lineage: Eukaryota; Fungi; Ascomycota; Sordariomycetes; Hypocreales; Nectriaceae
Product: FAD dependent oxidoreductase
Exons: 2
Coding region: 1-1368 (455 amino acids)
Cellular component (GO): cytoplasm
Molecular function (GO): oxidoreductase activity
Source: RefSeq, a predicted model, not a curated record